Messenger RNA from Saccharomyces mikatae IFO 1815, 1221 nucleotides. It is a transcript of the gene PSH1, whose product is annotated as ubiquitin-protein ligase PSH1. The transcript has a single exon. Lineage: Eukaryota; Fungi; Ascomycota; Saccharomycetes; Saccharomycetales; Saccharomycetaceae. Bases 1 to 1221 code for a protein of 406 amino acids. The record is from RefSeq and is a predicted model, not a curated record.
AUGGUUGACGAAUUACACAACCGUCUACUUCAUCAAGGCAAUGGCACUAAGGAUGCCAUCCUUUAUAAAAUAAUAGAAUCGUUAGUUUGUUCCAUCUGCCAUGAUUAUAUGUUUGUACCGAUGAUGACACCUUGUGGUCAUAAUUAUUGUUACGGAUGUUUAAAUACCUGGUUUGCUAGCAAUACUCAAAAAGAAUUAGCUUGUCCACAGUGCAGAUCAGACAUAACAACUAUUCCAGCAUUGAAUACAACAUUACAACAAUAUUUAUCAUUUAUUUUGGACAAACUAAGUAGUGAAAAUGAUGAGUCUUUUAAAAAACUUUUAACUACUAAAAUCAGGGAGGAAACCGAUUACAAGCUUGAUAAGGAAAAAGACACUUUAUUUGAAAAAGUAUUUAAGAAUAGUGCAUUAGCAGUGGCCGACGAUUCAGAUGACGGUAUCACACGUUGUAGUAAUUGUCAUUGGGAAUUAGAUCCUGACGAAGUCGAAGAUGGAAAUGUUUGUCCUCACUGCAAUGCCAGAAUAAGGAAUUAUGCAGGUGGCCGUGACGAAUUCGAUGAAGAAGAAUACAGUGAAGGAGAACUGGACGAAAUUCGAGAGAGCAUGCGCAGGCGUAGAGAGGAUCAAUUUACGUCCACUGAUCCGUUUGCCAAUAGAGAUGAUAUAAGUUCCGAAGAAGAUAGCAGCAGUGAAGAAGAGCCUAUGCGGGAACAUAUCCCUCAAGGUCGUUGGGCCAGCUCACAUAAUCGUAGCAUCGCCGUAGAUGCUGUAGAUGAUGAAGAGGAUGAGGAAGAACUAGAGGAAGAUGAGGAAGACAUGGAUUCUGAUCUGAAAGAUUUUAUAGAGGAUGAUGAGGACGACGAAGAUGAAGAUGGCAGUAGAAGGAAUUUGAUACUGUCUGCACUCAAUAAUAGACAAGUAAUCAUAACUGAUGAUGAGGAAGAUGAGGGACGGGAACAUACCACAGAUGAGGAAGAGCACGACAGUGAUUUUUACGAGCACAAUGAUGAAGGAUUUGCAAGUGGCGAUAGUCUUGAUGAAGACCGGAAAGAAGCUAUUCAGGUGCAAUCAAGUUCUGACUCCGAAGAUCGUUCAAUUUCUUAUCCUAGCUCUAGUGAUGUCAAAGAUAAAGACGAACCUGACACCGAAGACUUCGACGAUCUGCAACCAAGAAGACAAAAGCGAUUCCGUGUUGUCCUAGGAGAAAGUGAUGACGAAUGA